Molecule: messenger RNA, 894 nt
Organism: Trichomycterus rosablanca
Lineage: Eukaryota; Metazoa; Chordata; Actinopteri; Siluriformes; Trichomycteridae
Gene: zdhhc12b
Product: zinc finger DHHC-type palmitoyltransferase 12b
Exons: 5
Coding region: 7-816 (269 amino acids)
Biological process (GO): protein targeting to membrane; peptidyl-L-cysteine S-palmitoylation
Cellular component (GO): endoplasmic reticulum; Golgi apparatus
Molecular function (GO): protein-cysteine S-palmitoyltransferase activity
Source: RefSeq, a predicted model, not a curated record
GCUAGGAUGUUCAAGAAUGUGUUCGGUUCAGGAUUUCUGGUCAGAACCGCUCAUGUCGUCCUGACAUGGGUUAUAACGUUAAUCCUCUUCCUGCACGAUACCGAUCUCCGUAGAGAGGAGGAGGCCGGUCGGCUUGCACUGCCUGUAAUCUUUGUGCUGCUCGUGCUGCUCUCUGUGCUGCUCUACUUUGCAGUGUCGCUCAUGGAUCCAGGUUUCGUGCUUGCUGAUGACUGCGAUCUGCAGUUUGCGCUUGGCUUUACAGAAGAGCAUCUGGACAUGAUUCCUCAGUCCAAACCUCUACGACUUCGCCGCUGUGGCCACUGCCUAUUACAGCAACCGAUGAGAUCAAAACACUGCCAGACGUGUCAGCACUGCGUGCGUCGUUAUGAUCAUCACUGCCCGUGGAUAGAGAAUUGUGUUGGUGAGAGGAACCACCGCUGGUUUGUGCUUUACCUGGCUGUACAGUUUAUUGUGCUGCUGUGGGGGCUCCACAUGACCUGGUCGGGCUUCAGUAAUGCUUCAACAUGGCAGGUGUGGUUAAAAGCAAAUGGUGUGCUGCUGGCGACCGGCACCAUGGUGGCACUGCUAGCGCUGACUGUGCUGCUCCUCCUGGGUUCUCAUCUUUACCUGGUAUCUGUGAACACCACCACGUGGGAGUUCAUGUCUCGUCACCGUAUUUCUUACCUCAAACACUGCGGCACUGAUGAGAACCCCUUUGACCGGGGUACACUACGCAACCUGUGGAGCUUCUUCUGCAUGUGGGGCUCGGUGGCAUGGGAGCAGGUGUACUUCAGGCAAGGCUGCGACCCAACUUAAAGCAGAACCACAAGCAAGGACUCAGCGGUUAACGGUAACAUAGCCAAGUCAAUAAACACAACAUGUAGUGAGUUGAAA